This is a messenger RNA of Gossypium raimondii (Peruvian cotton), 956 nucleotides long. RefSeq lists its product as uncharacterized. The coding region runs from base 243 to 707 and encodes 154 amino acids. Gene Ontology annotation, cellular component: endoplasmic reticulum membrane. The record is from RefSeq and is a predicted model, not a curated record. NCBI's taxonomy places the organism in Eukaryota, Viridiplantae, Streptophyta, Magnoliopsida, Malvales, Malvaceae. The transcript is spliced from 3 exons. Gene Ontology annotation, biological process: negative regulation of ceramide biosynthetic process; ceramide metabolic process; intracellular sphingolipid homeostasis.
AAAAGAAAAAAAAAACCCAAACCGGCACCGUCAAUAAAGACAAUAUCAUCAUCAUCAUAAUCAUCAUCCUACGUCUCCCUCGAUCAUCAUCCUUGACCUUGAAAUUAAGCCUUCCUUUGUUCAACAGCAAAGAAAAUUCAAAGUUGUAACAAUAUACCCUUGAAUCAACCUCUGCUUGUUUAAGAAAGAAGGAAAACUUGUGAAACAAGAAGAAGAAGAAGAGAAGAGCAAAAAAGUGAAAUAUGUACGUGAGAGCGGUGCCAACGACAGAUCUGAACAAGAAUACGGAGUGGUUCACGUACCCAGGGGUUUGGACCACUUAUAUCUUGAUGGUUUUCAUUUCAUGGCUCCUCGUUUUAUCUCUCUUUGGCACCUCUGCUGGAACCGCUUGGACAAUUGUUCAUCUCGCGCAUUUCUUUGUCACAUAUCACUUCUUUCACUGGAAGAAGGGAACACCGUUUGCUGAUGACCAAGGUAUCUACAACGGUUUGACUUGGUGGGAGCAAAUAGACAAUGGCAAGCAACUGACACGGAACAGGAAGUUUUUGACUGUUGUACCUGUUGUGCUGUACCUUAUCGCCUCACAUACAACAGAUUAUCAAAACCCGAUGCUCUUCUUCAAUACGUUGGCCGUAUUUGUGCUGGUGGUUGCAAAGUUCCCCAACAUGCACAAGGUCCGUAUAUUCGGAAUCAACGGUGAGCAUUGAACAACUGCCAAGGAAUUCAUGUCUGGUUUUUCAAGUACAAAGUUUCAUUAUUCUGGGGUGAUCCCAAUUUCGAAAUAUAAUUGUAAUAUCCCUGUACGGAUAAUGAAACUGAAAAGGGCAUUCUCAUUUCUCUUUAAUCAGGUUAAGAAAAUAUACCUUCCUCCCUUCCUUUAAGCCAGGGAAAAAUACAUUCAUAUAUACUAUUUACUUUCUCUCUUUGCAAGCUAUAUAGAUAAUCUUCUUGCCUUA